ACUCUAAUCCCCAAACCACUCCAUCUCUCCUGCUUAAAUCUAUCUUCUUUUCCAUCUCACUCUUUUGUAACUUCAGUGCUUGAGAAAAUGGCUCAGUUCUUUGACAAGGCCAAGAACUUCGUGACAGACAAACUGGCCAACGUAGAAAAGCCAGAGGCAGAUCUCACAGAUGUUGACUUCAGGAAGGCGAGCUUCGAUUCCGUGGAGUACAUCGGUAAGGUCCAUGUCAAAAACCCCUAUGAUCACUCCAUCCCCAUCUGCGAGAUCUCCUACACCCUCAAAUGUGUUGGCAGGGAGAUUAUAUCUGGGACAGUUCCGGACCCCGGAUCAAUUAAGGCAAGUGAUGUUACCCUUCUGGAGGUACCAGUGAAGGUGCCACACAGUGUAUUGAUGACAUUGGUGAAGGAUGUUGGGGCAGAUUGGGACAUUGAUUAUGAGUUGAUAUUGGGUCUCACCAUUGACCUUCCUGUGAUUGGGAACUUCACCAUACCUUUGUCGAAGAAGGGAGAGAUCAAGCUUCCCAGCCUCACCAGCCUCUUUGCUUGAGCUCACAAGUUUCGAGCUUUUUCUAUCUUUGUAUGUUGUGCUUCAUAUCAAGAUUAUGUUUUAGUCGAAAAGAUAUGCUUUGGCUGUAAUACCCCUACCGGUUCUGACUCCUGACUCUGUUCAGCUGAUCACAGUUUACACUUUGUGGGUAAAUAUAUUGAAGUUAUAACUACAAGGAUGAAAUCUUGAAAAUAAA
This is a messenger RNA of Rosa chinensis, 742 nucleotides long. Its product is annotated as desiccation protectant protein Lea14 homolog. The record is from RefSeq and is a predicted model, not a curated record. The coding region runs from base 88 to 546 and encodes 152 amino acids. The transcript is spliced from 2 exons. Gene Ontology annotation, biological process: response to desiccation. Lineage: Eukaryota; Viridiplantae; Streptophyta; Magnoliopsida; Rosales; Rosaceae. Gene Ontology annotation, cellular component: cytosol.